Molecule: messenger RNA, 5147 nt
Organism: Trichosurus vulpecula (common brushtail)
Lineage: Eukaryota; Metazoa; Chordata; Mammalia; Diprotodontia; Phalangeridae
Gene: MNT
Product: MAX network transcriptional repressor
Exons: 6
Coding region: 1-1677 (558 amino acids)
Biological process (GO): regulation of transcription by RNA polymerase II
Molecular function (GO): RNA polymerase II cis-regulatory region sequence-specific DNA binding; DNA-binding transcription factor activity, RNA polymerase II-specific; protein dimerization activity
Source: RefSeq, a predicted model, not a curated record
AUGAGCAUUGAGACGCUUCUGGAGGCGGCCCGCUUCCUGGAAUGGCAAGCGCAGCAACAACAGAGAGCACGUGAGGAACAUGAGAAACAUCGGCUGGAGCGGGAGCAGGAGCAGAAGGCCAGCGCCACGAGGGUUAAUCAUAUGCUGCCCCCUGAAGAACCCCGGAUUGAGGCCCCCCCACUUCCCUUGUCCCCUCCAGCCCCACCACCUGCACCCCCACCCCCUCUGGCCACCCCAGUGACUGUCAUCCCCAUCCCAGUGGUGACAGGCUCCCCACAGCCGAUGCCACCGCCACCUCCCCUCCCACUGCCCCCUGCCCAGCCGCUAACCCUAGCCCCGCGCCAGCCAGCCUUGGUCAGUGCACCUGGACUCAGUAUCAAGGACCCCAUCCCCCCACUCCCCAGGCCACCAGCCACUGCCACCCCACUCCUGCCGGACUCGAAGGGCAUCGCUGCACCCACAGGCAGCCCCAAACCCCUGCAGCCCUUCCCCACACCCAUCCUGACCAUCGCCCAGCACCAUGUGGUCCAACAGCCCAUUCAGCCCCAGCUGCCACCCCCGCAGCCACCUCCGCCAACAACAUUGGCAGCUCUGAAGUUGGCACCAGCUGAGGAGGUGAAACCAAGUGAGCAGAAGAAGCGGCCUGGGGGGAUCGGAACCAGGGAAGUCCACAACAAAUUGGAGAAGAACAGGCGGGCCCAUCUGAAGGAAUGCUUUGAGACUCUGAAACGAAACAUCCCCAAUGUGGAUGAUAAGAAAACAUCGAAUCUAAGUGUCCUCCGCAGUGCCCUGAGAUACAUUCAGACGCUGAAACGGAAGGAGAAGGAGUAUGAGCAUGAGAUGGAGCGUCUGGCCCGGGAGAAGAUAGCCACACAGCAGCAGCUGACAGAGCUGAAGCGUGAGCUGAGCCAGUGGAUGGAUGCACUCGAGAUGGAGCGGGUGCUACGGCAGGCAGGGCAGCCCGAGGACGACCAGGCCUCCACCUCCACUGCGUCAGAAGGUGAGGACAACAUGGAUGAAGACAUGGAAGACGACCGGUCAGCCAUGGGCCUGCCCAAGCUGAGCCAGCGACCACAGCCUGAGCUCCUGAAACCAGCUCCCCUGCCUCCUAGCACGGCUCCUGCUGCCCCGGCCCCUCAUUCCCACCCUGCGGCUCUGCAGCAGAAGCCCCCCCCUCCAGCAGCUGCCGCCCAGACCCUGGUAUCGGCCCCCGCCCACCUCGUGGCCACGGCGGGAGGGGGCUCGACGGUCAUCGCUCACACGGCCACCACCCACGCCUCAGUCAUCCAGACUGUGAACCAUGUGCUUCAGGGCCCGGGGGGCAAGCACAUUGCCCACAUUGCCCCUUCAGCCCCCAGCCCCGUGCAGCUGGCACCUGCCACACCCCCCAUUGGCCACAUUACUGUCCACCCUGCAGCCCUCAAUCACGUGGCCCACCUGGGCUCCCAGCUGCCCCUGUAUCCACAGCCGGUGGCCGUGAGCCACAUCGCCCACACCCUUUCCCACCAGCAAGUCAAUGGCACAGGCGGGCUGGGGCCGCCAGCCACAGUCAUGGCCAAGCCAGCUGUAGGUGCCCAGGUGGUCCAUCACCCCCAGUUGGUGGGCCAGACGGUCCUAAACCCAGUGACCAUGGUCACCAUGCCAUCCUUCCCCGUCAGCACCCUGAAGCUGGCCUGAAGGGGGCGUCACUUGGAGGUCCCUGACACCCCUCCCCACCAAGCAGCUCCACACAUUCCAGCCCAGCCCCCUCCCCCACCCUCAGGGGAAGGGCAGGGUGCAGAGACUGAGCCCAGAGGGAGAAGAGAAGGGACAAUGGGGGUGCUAACCCCCCCCCCCCCAAUUCGGCGCUGGGCCAGGAGGGCACGGGGAGAAAGGACUGGCCCUGCUGCAUUUGGACUUGACAAAAAACCCAAGAGACCCUUUGGUGAGCGUGGUCCCUGUGGCUCUGGUGGCUGCCUCAUUUCCGUUCUCGUCCUGUUCUGUCCCCGCCUCGCCUCCCUUGCCCGUGUAAUCAGUGAGCUGUGGAUGUGAUGUUCUUGGUUUUCGUCCCUUGUCCCUCCCUCCUUCCCACCCCCCUCACGUGCUGCUGAUGCUGCUAUUCGUCUGUAGGGUGAGGCGGCUGAGUUCCGGGGGGCGCUCCCCACCCAAACCCAGGCCGGGGCCAGGGGUGUGCCAUGGAGGUCAGUCUGUGCAGAUAACCGUUAUGUGGAGAUCUGGGGGUGAACAAAGGUGAUGGCAAGCAGAUGGUUCAGUGGGCCGGAGGGACAAAGGAGCUGGGUGGGGAGGAGGAAUUCAGUAGGGACCCCGAUAUCCGGGGGUGCCCCCAACAUCCUUUCCCUCAGCCCACACUGCAGUCUGAUUGAUCAUCUGAGGUCACUGUGAUUUGUUACAGUAGAAAGUAUUUAAGACAAUUCUCUACUAAUAAUAAACCAAAUGAAAGAGAAACCAGUGAGAUGCCCGUGGGGGUUUGUUGCUGAUGUGUUCUUCUGUCCUUCACCCCACCCCCCCAACCCCUGACACCUGCUUUUGAGGAAAAUACAGUGACUGAUUGACCUUAGAACCCCACACUGAUUUGGGGUCUUUGGGGUGGGCCCCACAUGGUCCUUAUGGAUCUGGGCCUUCUUAGCCCUAAUCUGGAGGAAGAUGCGGAGAUAGGACUUGCUAGCUUGGCCCUGGCCCUGGAUCCUUCCCUUCUCUCUGCUACUCUCUGGGCCCUUUCCUCCAGGCAGAUUCUUUCAGGGAUAGGGAAGAGAGCUGGAGCAUGGGAGGAAGGAGGCCGGAGGGGCUGAAUCCACAGCUGGGAGGAAGUGUCUCCAAGCCUCCCAGGUCCCCUCUCCUUCCCGUUGCUCAGAUACGUGGAGUUGUAACUGGUGGAUGUGUGCAUGUGUGUAUCUGUGCAUGCUCAGUCUGUGCGCAUAUGUUCGUGCGCAAGUAUGCGUGUGUGUGUGUUUCUUGGUGCCCCUCCCUCCCCCCACCAUGCAUUGAACUUGAGGAAGGGCUUUGUGGUUUGGGCUCUAGGGUCCUAGAUUCUUCUCUGGGCUGAGUUCAGGGGACCCUGUGGCCAGAUGGUUAUGACCAUGGAGGGGUGAGGCUGCAACGAUGACCCCACUCCCAGCUCCUACCUAGGUCAGACUUCCUUCUAGGUCCUGGGAAGGCCUGGGGAUCAUGUCAGUGACUGUAGCCUGCCCCCCCUUUCCUUCUGGUUCUCCCCUUAUACCUUCCUGCACCCCUCUUUCUCUCACCUCUCUGGUUCACUUUUGAUGCUUUGGACUGAGCCCGGGGAACAGUCACUUUAGCAUCCUGCUGCCUCAGUUUCUCUCUGAGGAUGGCUCUCAGGCAUUCCUCCAGAGGGGAAAGAGACCACCCAUACCUCUGCCCUGUCCCCCCAAGCCCAGCUCGAGAAGAGCUAGGGCUCGGAAUGGGGCUUAGGAUGGGGGAGGGGAGGGCCUGCUCCCCCCCAGUGCCCCCCACUAGUGAGUCUGCCUUCGGGGACAGCUUUGGUUUCUCUUCUUUUUUCACAUAGUGAUUACAAGUGACCUUGUGUAAAACACAUGCGCGUACAUGUACACUCAGAUACCCGUUCAGGCACAUACUAUAUCUUCAUAUAUAUAGAGAUACAUAUACUCGUUGCCUUCAUGGGGGCUGUUUGGCAAGGUAUCCUAAGGAUAGAGUUGGGCACCUGAGCUUCCCAGGAGUGUUGGUGACUUAUGUUGUGUGUGACCUGGGGGAGAAAGCGCUGUAGGGAGUCCUGGGGGGGUGGUGCGUCUUAAGUCUCUGGUGCCAUUCUGGAGGCCGACUUUGUUAGCUAUGGCGUCUUGGGCGUCAGGUCGGAAGAUGGGGCAACGUGAACACCUCAAAGGUCCCAAAGCAGAUUCUGCCUGGAAGGAAACCCGCUCCCCCCUUUGGACUGGGAGAUUUUAGGCAUUGGGGUUCCUUCUUGUGCUUGGUGUAUUUGCCUUUUGGGGAAUGUACAAGCAGUUCAUUCCAUUCAGUCCCUGGCCUGGGGAGAGGGGCUGGCCUAGAUGAUAACAGCACGUAGGCCUGGCUUCCCUCCCUUCCAGCUGCAGCCUCCACCCUACACCUCCUGUCAUCAUUGGAGUCCUUAGCUCCACUUUGUCCUCUGUGGAACUGCCUGGUAGGCAUUAGGCCCUUGGGGGCAGGGCAGGGCAGAGUGGAUGGGUGUGGAGGCCAGAUGGAUGGGGAGACUUGGCUGUCCCGCCUCUCCUCUCCUCCCUCCUUUCUCCCUCUUUCAGCCAUGCAGCCAUCAUGGCCAGACAAGAAUGGAAUUGAAAUUGUGCCUCCCCCCACACUCUGGGGCUUGUGCCCAGAUACCUCAUCCAUCUCCCAAGGCACCUGGGGCGGGCGGGGGUCUGUGUUGUGCUAACUGUGUCUUGAGUGGCUCCGGUGGGUGUUGUUGCCGUAGUAGUGUUCUGUUGUUUUCUGGUGAACGCUGUGAUGCCGUAACAUUGGGGGGCUGUCGUCCCCCUGCUUCCCCAGCCUCAUCCUUGUGGAGUGUCUCCUUCAGCAGCCACCGGCCCUCCCUGCCCUUGGGAUACUGAGCCCUGCCUCUCUCCCCAGACCUUCUAACUUGGGACACACACACAUACACACCCACACAGACACCCACAGACACUCACACAUCUUACCUCUCAUGUUGAUUUUUUUAUGUUCUCUAAGCGACUCACUGGCUAGGAGUCUUUACCUCGAUGGGCUCGGGUCCUCAGGGGGCUGGGGAGGAGGGGCCAGUGGGCAGGGUAAGCACAGUGGGGUGCUUUGGGGCCACACUUAGGCCCUGCCCUCUCCAGGAUGAGCCCCCGUCCCUCCUCAGGGUGUGCCCCCCCCUCCCCAAAGAGGUGGCCCUUGUUUACAGUGAGGACUCGGUCACUGUGUCUCUGUUUCCGGAAAUCUGAACCCUCAAGACCCCGGACUGUAGAGAUUUUUAUGUGUUUGGAUACAUCUGCUGUGUGAAAAAAAAAUCAAACAAAAAAACCCUACAAAAACCCUAAUUUUGUACAUAUUGUAUUUUUACUAUUGAGCUGUACUCUAGUGGCUGUUCAUGCUCUAAGACUUUAGGUAUCGGGACAUGAAUACUCUCCAUGUAAAAAAGCACUUGCCUGGAAUAAAACAUUGAAACAAAUAAACCUGCA